Sphaeramia orbicularis (orbiculate cardinalfish) is the source of this 2798-nucleotide messenger RNA. It is a transcript of the gene c7a, whose product is annotated as complement component 7a. Gene Ontology annotation, biological process: complement activation. Lineage: Eukaryota; Metazoa; Chordata; Actinopteri; Kurtiformes; Apogonidae. The transcript has 18 exons. Gene Ontology annotation, cellular component: membrane attack complex. Gene Ontology annotation, molecular function: protein binding. Bases 81 to 2621 code for a protein of 846 amino acids. The record is from RefSeq and is a predicted model, not a curated record.
GAUUUCCUGGGAAAGUCAUGGUCCUUACAAGAAGUGCUGUGGAAGUCUGUGCUUAACUCUUCUGGUUCUCUUCACUCAUCAUGAAGGUUUUAAAAGCCUGUCUCAGAUGUUUGCCGUGGCUGUUAUUCCUGUUCACUCCUGAAGGGUUUUGUAACCAGCAAAUUCAUUGCCAGUGGGGUCCUUAUGAUGACUGGUCAGAGUGUGAUGGUUGCACCAAAUUACAGACAAGAAGCCGAGCCAUUGCAGUUUAUGCUCAGUUUGGAGGGAAUCCAUGUGGGGGAGAGCAAACUCAGAACAGGCCCUGUGAAACCACACAAGGCUGCCCUCUAGAGGAUGGAUGUGGAGACAGGUUUAGAUGUAGAUCAGGAAAGUGUGUCAGCCAAUCACUGGUGUGCAAUGGAGAUCAAGACUGUGAGGAAGAUCAAGCAGAUGAACGAGUUUGUGACCCAUUCCGAAGAUACAUUAUAUGUCAUGAGUCAACUCUUCCACCAAACAUUGAGCUCCUGGGACUAGGGUUUGAUGUGGUGUCAGGCCACUGGAGGGCCAGUGUGAUCAACACAAAGAGCUUUGGGGGCCAGUGUCGCACCAUAUUCAGCAACAUCCACAAUACCGUCUACAGAGUGCCCCAAAGUGCCCUUCAGUUCAAUUUUCUGAGUAAAGUUCAGAAUGACUUCAGUGAUGAGACCUUCAGCAGCAGAUGGCACUAUGCUAAGGACAUAGUGAAGAGAGAGACUGUACAUGGAACCUCACGUGGAUAUCGCAACUAUGACUUCCAUGAAUCUAACGUCAACACUCAGAACCAAAGACUGCUGGUUUUAAAGAAUGACAUUGAGGUAGCUCGUUUCCAGACUAACACUCCUCAGUACAUUACAAUAUCUGAGGAUUUUUGGAAGGCACUGACAAAACUUCCAGUGGUCUACAACUACGCAGCCUACAGGAAUGUUUUGGAGAGGUUUGGAACACACUACCUGUCCGAGGGAAUCUUAGGAGGCUCCUUGAGAGUCUUCAUCAGCAUGGAUUCGGAAACUGAACAACUGAUAGUCACGGAGAAACUGAACUAUCAGCAAUGUGAUCGGACUGAACACCAGUUCCUUUUUUUUUUCAAAGUCACUUCGGAGGACUGCAAACAUGGAUCCAGCCGCUCCUCCUCACACAGAGGUAUUAAAAAUAGGUCCAACAUCAGGCCAAAUGUGAAUAUAGCUGGUGGAAGCCUUCAGAAUAUUGCAGCGCUGCAGGCCAUGGACUUCAGUAAUCCAGAGCAGAACUGGGAAAUGUACACAAACUGGGCUGAGUCCGUCAGAUCAUUUCCACAAGUCACAAAACAAAAGCUGCAGCCACUAUCAGAUUUGGUAAAGGAGGUUCAAUGUGCUGGACUGAAGAAACUCCACCUUCGCAAGGCCAUAGAGCAGUACCUUUCUGAGAGAGACCCCUGCCACUGCCAGCCCUGCAGUAACAAUGGCUUAGCGGUCAUUGACGGCGGUGAAUGCAAAUGCAUCUGUAAGCCCAGCACCUCAGGACUGGCCUGUGAGCAGGGAAGUGAUCCGGAGGGUCAGCAGGGAGUGAUUGAUGGUAGCUGGUCUUGCUGGACCACCUGGUCUGCAUGCUCUGGAGUUCAUAGAUCACGCAGUCGUUCCUGCUCAAAUCCAGCACCUCAGAAUGGGGGUCAACACUGUGUCGGAGAGGCAACGGAGACAUCGGACUGUGAGGACCAACAGUUGGAAUUUUUAAAAACAAUGGAGCCACAGUGCUUUGACCAGACUCUCCCAGUCAUUCAGAAGUGUGGAACCCCGCCUGCUUUAAUCAAUGGCUAUAUUCUGGAUCCAAAGGACAUUUACCUUGUGGGCAGUAGGGUCCAGUACACCUGCACUGAGGAGUUCUACCUGGCCGGUCACAGCGUUCUGGAAUGCACUGCUAAUCAAACCUGGUCUGACAGCCCUGGACUAUGCACAUUAUCAAGGUGUACGAUCGAUUUCAUCAGUGAUGAGGUCAUAGUCUCUCCAUUGAAAAAGGUCUAUGACAUCGGGGAGACAGUUACCUUGUCCUGUCCAGAGGGGAAAUUGUUAGAAGGAGAACCAACAGCCAUUUGUGGCUCCACUCUGCGUUUUUCACCCUCCCUGGCAAACACCCAAUGCAUCCGAGUUGCCUCCCAGUCGGUGCAACAACCACAAACCCAUGCUUCAGUGCAGUGUAAUCCUUGGGAGAAGGUAUCCAGAGGAAAGUGCUUUUGCAAAAUGCCUUUUGAGUGCAGUUCAUCUUUGGAGUUGUGUGCCACUAAUCCUGUGAGUGGAAAAUCAGUCCUUAUUAAUGUAUGCAAAAUGCAUGCAUUGAAAUGUAUGGGUAAGAACCAUGAAAUAGCUGAGGACAGCUUCUGCAUCUGGCCACGGCGCAACACAAAUGCAGGCUGUACCAAGUGUCACAUGUGGGAAACCUGUGAUGAGCAAUCCAACGAGUGUCGCUGUAAGGAGGAGGCAGAUUGUACGACUCCAGGGAUAAAUGUUUGUGUCCGUGUUGGGGAGAACAUAACAGCAGUCCCUCAGACCAUGAGCGAAUGUGAAGCCGGUUUGAAGAGAUGUAAAGGAGAAAAGGUGUCAGUUGUCAACAUCCUGCCCUGCACUUCCUGAGGAUGCAGAAGCAGAGCUGACCCCAUGAAUUUUUAAUACAUUCAUCCUGUAAUCCAUAUUUAUCAUAUUUGCCACUAAAUUAGCAUUAAAUCUCAUGUAACUGCUUUGGUAUGUUAUAAAAUUAUAUUGUAUGACACAAAAAUAGAACAAAAUCAAAUAAAUAAUAAAGCAAAUGUA